This is a messenger RNA of Vidua chalybeata, 1032 nucleotides long. RefSeq names its product erythroferrone (gene ERFE). The record is from RefSeq and is a predicted model, not a curated record. The transcript is spliced from 6 exons. Bases 1 to 828 code for a protein of 275 amino acids. Gene Ontology annotation, biological process: positive regulation of D-glucose import across plasma membrane; negative regulation of gluconeogenesis; positive regulation of insulin receptor signaling pathway. NCBI's taxonomy places the organism in Eukaryota, Metazoa, Chordata, Aves, Passeriformes, Viduidae. Gene Ontology annotation, molecular function: hormone activity.
AUGCGGCUGCCGGAGCUGUGCCUGGCGCUCCUCUAUGCCGCCGGCACCGGCACCGAACCCCCGCGGGCAGCCCGGGAGCGGCCGCUGGCCCCGGGGGCAGCCGCGGGACGCGGGGAGCCCGGGGCGGCCCGCGUGGACCCCCGGCAGGCGUGGAUGCUGCUGGACGGGAGCCCCGGGAGGGGCAGCGGCGAUCGGGGCCGCGGCGGCACCGGGGCUGGCCCGGCCUCCCCCGCCGUGCCGGAGGAGCUGCUGAGGGAGCUGCAGCUCCUGCUCAGAGGCACGGCAAAGAUGAGCAGGACAGCUGGGGAAGGGUGUAAGGAGGAGGAAAGCAGCAAAGGCAACCCCCAGGCCAGGGCCCAGCGUCGUGUGGAAGCAGCCUUCCAUUGCCUAACGCGUGAAGACAUCGCUGUGGAGCAGAAGACGUGGCAGGAGCUGGGGCUGUUCUACAUUCCUGAGAGGGAGGCGAUGUUCCACCGUGGCCCAGGGCUGAACCUGACCAGCGGGCAGUACACAGCCCCCUUUGCAGGAUACUACACCUUCAGCACCACGCUGCACAUUGCGCGCAGGGAGCCGCGGAGAAGGAGGCAGGGAUGCCGAGGGAGCCGCCUGCGGGUGCUGAUCUGUGUGCAGUCCUGCUGCCAGCACAACAGCCAUUUGGAGAGCGUAUCCCAGCUGGAGAGCAGCGGUGACCUUUUCACCAUCUCUGUCACAGGCACCCUGUACCUGCAGGCUGGGCAGUAUGCCUCUGUUUUCGUGGACAACACGGCAGGCUCUCCCCUCACAGUUCAAAGUGGCUCCGAUUUCAGUGCUGUUCUGCUGGGAGUGUGAAGAGGCUGAACCAUGCUGAACCUGUGCCAGGAGCAGCCAGACCCUUCCCUCUGGCAGCCACCAUCGUGUCUCCCCUGCUCAGCACCAAGCCUAAGGAAGAUUUUGCUCAUGCAGGAAACUGCAGUCUGGUCCGAUACCGCUCAUGCUGCAGAACCAGCUGAAGAUGGACAAAAGAUGAUGAAGAUGAUGAUUAUGAUGAUAGUA